UCAACUCUACCAGAGCAAGCGGGCAGACACCAGAAACACCGGACGAAGUCAUUUCCAACGCCUUACCUCCAGCCGAUCAUCUAGUAAUUAAGCCUCCGCAGACAGUCCUCACUAUAUCUCACCCAACCUAUAGCUCCUGAACUCAAACCAACGACUUGAGCAACCUCGACCUGGCAAACUUCCCGAAAGCGCGCCACAUAGCUUAGCAAACCGCAACGAUGGCCGAAGUCGUAUUCGCAAGACAGUUCCUGGCGACUUUGGAGUCGCGCCCGGCGAAGCUGUCCGCCGAUCAUGUCGAGGAUCCCAAGAAUUUCCCGGCCCGCCCUCCUUACAUCCUGCCGAAGAUGCCCAAGGCCAUGAGCAAGCCCUCGAACCUUGCGCCGGGCCAGGAACGCAGUGUCAACGUCACCCUCAAGUCCCUGCGCAACCCUCCCUUGGAUAUCAAGCUGUCCUCCCAGCCGCUCAACACCUCCAUCCUCGACAUUAAGACGGCCGUCGAGGCGGAGUCACGGAUACCUGUGGACAAGAUGAAGCUGCUGUUCAACAAGAAGCCGGUGCCAGACAGCAAGGUGUUGAAGGACUUGCUUACGGACAACCAGGCAUCUCUCGAGUUCUCCGUCAUGGUUAUUGGAGGAGCUGCUGCAGUCAAGCCUGAGCCUAGCGCUGCGGUCGCGCCCAACACUACUGAGGAGGACAUUGGAGAGGCGGCAUUGGACACGGACGAAUUCUGGAGUGAUCUCAAGGGCUUCUUGUUGCAGAGGCUCAAGCACGAGAAAAAGGCGGAGGAGCUAUCAGGGCUGUGGCGCUCAACCUGGCAAGCGCAGAAGAAGUCAUAACAAAGAAAAUCACGAUGGACGAGACUUGAGCAUAGGUAAUGG
Molecule: messenger RNA, 878 nt
Organism: Colletotrichum godetiae
Lineage: Eukaryota; Fungi; Ascomycota; Sordariomycetes; Glomerellales; Glomerellaceae
Product: cell-cycle control medial ring component-domain-containing protein
Exons: 2
Coding region: 219-836 (205 amino acids)
Molecular function (GO): protein binding
Source: RefSeq, a predicted model, not a curated record